AUGAGUGAUAUGAGCGUUAAACAACAACAACAGAUUGAAUCAUUGAACAGUGAAAUACAAAUUUUACAGAAGAAAUUAGACAGUAAAACAAAAGCGUUUGCAAUAUUGAUAAACGAACUUGACGCCUUGAAACAUGAACGAGAUCAAUUUAAAUCGCUUGUCGAUAGUUUACAAGAAAAAUGUGUGCAACUUAAAAAACAAGUGACAAAUAAGGUUAACCUUGGCUUUUUGAAUAGGUUUAUACGAUAG
This is a messenger RNA of Rotaria socialis, 249 nucleotides long. The record is from the annotation of a GenBank genome assembly. NCBI's taxonomy places the organism in Eukaryota, Metazoa, Rotifera, Eurotatoria, Philodinida, Philodinidae.